GGAAUAUCUAGAAAUUCCCCUCGCGCACAUCAUGGCGGACACGCAGAAAGUCAACUUGGUGUCGCAAGAUGGAGACAGCUUCGAAGUGUCCCGGGAGGUCGCUGUCAUGAGUGAGCUGGUGCGAACAAUGAUUGCCGACGAGCAAGACGACGAAGCGCAGGAAAUCCCGUUGCCCAACGUCAAGAGCACGGUGCUGUCGAAAGUGAUUGAAUUCUGCAGCCACCACCACAACAACCCGAUGCCAGAGAUCGAAAAGCCUCUGCGCAGUGGGGACAUGCACGACGUCGUCAGCGAAUGGGACGCAACAUUUGUCGACAUUGAGCAAGACUUGCUCUUCGAAUUGAUUUUGGCUGCCAACUACAUGGACAUCAAGAGCCUUUUGGACUUGGCGUGCGCAAAAGUGGCCAGCAUGAUCAAGGGCAAGACCCCUCAAGAAAUCCGUGAAACGUUCAACAUCACGAACGAUUUUACCCCGGAGGAAGAAGCUCAAAUCCGUGAAGAAAACAAGUGGUGCGAAGAAGCGUAACCCGACGAGUGCCAUAGUUUAAACGUGGAGAAAGCAUCAUUUGAUCGUCGA
Molecule: messenger RNA, 577 nt
Organism: Aphanomyces invadans
Lineage: Eukaryota; Oomycota; Saprolegniomycetes; Saprolegniales; Verrucalvaceae
Exons: 3
Coding region: 32-526 (164 amino acids)
Biological process (GO): SCF-dependent proteasomal ubiquitin-dependent protein catabolic process
Cellular component (GO): nucleus; cytoplasm
Molecular function (GO): cullin family protein binding
Source: RefSeq, a predicted model, not a curated record